Molecule: messenger RNA, 4395 nt
Organism: Passer domesticus (house sparrow)
Lineage: Eukaryota; Metazoa; Chordata; Aves; Passeriformes; Passeridae
Gene: SREBF1
Product: sterol regulatory element binding transcription factor 1
Exons: 18
Coding region: 181-3663 (1160 amino acids)
Biological process (GO): regulation of transcription by RNA polymerase II
Cellular component (GO): nucleus
Molecular function (GO): DNA-binding transcription factor activity, RNA polymerase II-specific; protein dimerization activity; RNA polymerase II cis-regulatory region sequence-specific DNA binding
Source: RefSeq, a predicted model, not a curated record
CCGCCGUCCCCGCCCGGUGCCAGCUCCGGGCACGGUUCGCGGGAGCAACUUGGCGGCUCGUCCCCGUGCUGCCUGUGCCCGGGCCAGCGCGGCCAUGGCGGGCGGCCGGCCCCGCCGCCCCUAGAGCCGCCCGAGCCGCCGGAGCCACCGAGAGCCACCGGAGCCACCGGAGCCGCCGGGAUGAGCGCGCUCGCCUUCGACGACGCGGCCCUGGAGGGGCUGGCACCGUCCCUCGGCCUCUCCGGGGCCAGCGACAUCGACACGGCCCUGCUCAGCGACAUCGACGACAUGCUGCAGCUGAUCAACACGCCGGACAAUGACUUCUCGGGGUUGUUCGACUCACCGUUCAGUGCCCCGGACAGCGCCGUGCCCCCGGGGCUUCCCUCCACGCCGGGCACCCUCAACACCUUCCUGGGUCCCAGCAAGCCGCCCCCGGCCGCCCCCACCGGCAGCGCCUACGCGGGGCCCCCCGGCAUGGCCAGCUUCACCCCGCCGCCCCCGGCCCCGCUGCUGCCGGCGCCGGCCCUGGGUGUCAAGGAGGAGCCAUCCGUGGUGCCCAGCAGCCAGCCCCAGCCCCAGCCCGGCGUCAUGCUGGCCCCCAGCUUCGUCCCUGCGUCCCCCAGCCCCUUCACUCCCCAGCCCUUGGUGGGCUACCAGAACCAGCACAGCUUCUCAGCUGUGCAGCCUGGGAGUGCGGGGCAGACCCUGCCAAGCCCUCUGCCCACCCCACAACCCAGCCAGCCUGUGACACUGCCCGCCCCCGUGCAGAACGUGGCACCCCAGCAGCUCCUGGCCCCCGCCACCGCCACCACCCAGUCCGUGUCACCACAGAUCCAGUCAGUGCCGGUUCUGCUGCAGCCCCACUUCAUCAAGGCUGACUCCCUGCUGCUGACGGCCGUCAAGACAGACGCCAGCAGCGCCAAGACUUCCACCAUGGCCUCCCUGGCCACCAGCGCCGGCGGCUCUGCCACGCCGCUCCAGGUGCCGGCGCUGGUGAGCGGGGGGACCAUCCUGGCCACGGUGCCGCUGGUGGUGGACGCGGAGAAGCUGCCCAUCAACCGGCUGGCGCCCAGCGGGAAGCCGGCGCUGGCGCAGAGCCGCGGCGAGAAGCGCACGGCGCACAACGCCAUCGAGAAGCGCUACCGCUCCUCCAUCAACGACAAGAUCGUGGAGCUCAAGGACCUGGUGGUGGGCACCGAGGCCAAGCUCAACAAGUCGGCGAUCCUGAGGAAGGCCAUCGAGUACAUCCGCUUCCUGCAGCAGAGCAACCAGAAGCUGAAGCAGGAGAACCUCGCCCUGAAGAUGGCCAUGCAGAAGAACCAGCCUGUGAAGGACCUGGGGACGCACUGCAGCCGGGGGGCCAAGGCAGAGGCCCCCAUGGAGGUGGUGAAGGCAGAGGUGAUGGAGAUGCUGACACCGCCGCCCUCAGACGUGGGCUCACCAUCCCACAGCAGCCCACUCUCGCUCAGCGGUGGCAGCAGCAACAGCAGCAGCGACUCAGAGCCUGACAGCCCCCUCUGUGCCCCUGGCAAGGUGAAGCAGGAGCACCCUCCACCCUCGCCCAGCAGCCAGGGAAUGCUGGACCGCUCCCGCAUGGCCCUCUGCGCCUUCGUCUUCCUCUGCCUCUCCUUCAACCCCCUGGCCUCCCUCCUGCGGGGUUCUGCCUCCCCGGCCCCCUUGGGGAGCCAGGACACCGCUGGUCCCGGCAGGAGCAUCAUGGCUGAGUCUGGCACUUUGGAGGACCCGCGGGGGUGGACGCAGUGGCUGUGGCCCACACUGGCCUUCUGGGCACUGAACGUGGCGCUGGUGCUGGGCGCGGUGGUGCGGCUCUUCGUCUGCGGGGAGCCCGUCACUCGCCCCCACUCCGAGCCCUCCAUCCUCUUCUGGCGGCACCGCCGGCAGGCCGACCUCGACCUCGACCGGGGGGACUUCGCGCAGGGCGCCCAGCACCUGCGGACGGCGCUCGGGGCGCUGGGGCGGCCGCUGCCGGCCUCCCACGGGGACCUGGCCUGCAGCCUGCUCUGGACGCUCCUGCGCCACCUGCUCCAGCGCCUCUGGGUGGGGCGCUGGCUGGCUGCCCGCGCCGGGGGGCUGCGCCCGGACCCGCCACCCCCUGCCCACGUCCGCCAGAGCGCCCGCGACGCUGCCAUGGCGUAUCACCGCCUGCACCAGCUGCACCUCGCCGGGAAGCAGGCUGGGGGACAUCUGCUGGCCAUCAACCUGGCACUGAGUGCUGUCAACCUGGCUGAGUGCGCCGGUGACGCCAUCUCGGUGGCAGCGCUGGCCGAGAUCUACGUGGCGGCUGCCCUGCGGAUCAAGGCCAGCCUGCACCGCUGCUUCCACUUCCUGGCGCGCCCCUUCCUCUGCAGCGCCCGGCGCGUGGCCCUGUCCCAUGGUGGGGCCGUGCCCCCCGCCAUGCAGUGGCUCUGCCACCCCUUGGGCCACCGCUUCUUUGUUGACGGGGACUGGGCUGUCAAGGGUGUCCCCAGGGAAACCAUCUACAGCUCUGCCGGCAACCCAGUGGACCCGCUGGCUCAGGUGACCCAGCUCUUCCGUGAGCACCUCCUGGAGAAGGCGCUGUGCUGCGUGGCCAUGCCUGAGCCCGGCCGUCCCACCGCCCAGGGAGAGGGGCGGUUCUCCGAUGCCCUCGAGUACCUGCAGCUGCUGAACGGCUGCUCGGAUGUCAGUGGCACACCUGGCCCCACACCCUCCAUCACCUCCGGCUUGGCGGCUGUCACAGGUGAGGCUGGCGUGUCCCCCAUUGGGGUCACUUCAUGUGGGGGGCCAUGGGAGUGGAAACAUCCUGCUCCUGUGUCCCUCCCACCUGCAGGCACCGACCCAGUGUCCAAGUGGUGGGCAUCCUUCAUUGGCAUCGUUAUCCACUGGCUGCAGGGAGAUGAGGAGGGGGCUGAGCGCCUCUACCCGCUGGUGGAGACCAUGCCCCGGGCACUGCAGAGCUCUGAGAAGCCCCUUCCCCGUGCUGCCCUGCACUCUUUCCGAGCUGUCCGUGCCUUGCUGAACAAACAGGAUGGGAGCCAGGCCACCCUGGGCCACUGCGAGAAGGCCAGCAGCUGCCUGCGGGAGAGCCUGGAGCUGGGCAGCCCCCCCAAGGGCACCAUCGACAAGGCGGUCCAGCUCCUGCUCUGUGACCUGCUGCUGGUCACCCGCACCAACCUGUGGCAGCAGCAGAUGGGGGCGAGCCAGCAGCGCAGCUGCCUCUACCAGGCAUCCGCCCUGGAGCUCCGCGGCUUCCAGCAGGACCUCAGCAGCCUGCGGCGCCUGGCGCAGACCCUGCGCCCCGCCAUGCGCCGGGUGUUCCUGCACGAAGCCACCGCCAGGCUGAUGGCCCGGGCCAGCCCCACGCGCACCCACCAGCUGCUGGACCGCAGCCUGAGGAGGAGAGGGGUGCAGGGCAGCAAGACAGCUCUGUCCCCUGCAGCUGGCGAGCCAGAAAGCCACCCCACGCCCCGGGAGCACGCCGAGGCGCUGCUGCUGGCCUGCUGCUACCUCCCGCCCAGCUUCCUGGCGGGCCCGGGCCAGCGCGUGGGGAUGCUGGCCGAGGCCGCCCGCACGCUGGACAAGCUGGGCGACCGCCGGACGCUUCACGACUGCCAGCAGAUGAUCAUCAAGCUGGGCAGCGGCACCACCGUCACGUCGGGAUAGGUGGGGAAGGGGCCGCCAGCCCCCUGCCACCCCCGCGGGUGCGGGAUGCCGGGUGGCGGGAGGCCGUGCCUCAGUUUCCCCGCUGGGUGAUGUUAGGGCAGCGGUUUUGGGGGUGAAGGGGUGGGUGGGGAGGGGGCGGGUGAUGCCUGGUGGAGGUGGCCACACGUGGGGUGCCCUGGGUGGGCUCCCCCCGACCCCCGGCCGUGUCCGUGUCCCCAGCCCGCGCGGGGGACGGGGCGGGGGGCCCUCUAGUGCCACUGCCGCAGUAUUGCAGGGCACCGGCGCGCGCGGCAGCGACCCCCGGUGCCACCCGACCCCCCCCGGUGCCACCCGCAUCCCCCCGCUGUCACUGCACCCCCCCGGGGGUCCCACCGCUGCGGGACCCCUUGGCUUGGGGGCUUGCUGCUGGAGAUGUGGCCCCACGGCAGCGGGGACGUGCCCCCUGCCCUGCCAUGCCCUUGGUAGGCAAGAGGGGACCCCCACCCUUCCCCCUGCUCCGAUCCCCCCCAUUGGGAGCUGCCAGCACCCCCGAGCACGGACAGGCUCUGGGAGAAGGGCUGGCAGGGUGGCACGGGGCUCCUGGGGGGCUGGUGGGUGCCCCUGUGUCCUCGCUUCACCCCCUCUUGUACAUAGACCCCUCCCCUCGCCUCCCCCCACUCCCCCUUUCCCUUUUUAAACGGUAUUUUCAUAGUUGGAGAGUUUUGUACAGACAAUUAAAGCUGAUUAUUUAUA